AUGCGAAGCGCAUCGGUGCGGCAGCUCAGGCUGUUGCAUGGCCCUGCUGGUGCCCCGUUUGCGAAGCCAUUGAGUGCUUCGCUGCCGGGCCGAGGCCGCGAUGUCGGCUUGGCAAAGGUCACACACCCUCACCUGGGGACAACACGGCGACAGCAGCUGGGUACGACUUCAGUUCGGAGUAAAAAGUCUGGUCGAGAUGAUGAGGAGACUGGCACCUACAGCGAAGCCGACCACGAACAUGCUGUCAUCUCAACCUUUGACCUGUUCUCCAUCGGCAUCGGCCCUUCCUCGUCGCAUACCGUCGGCCCAAUGCGGGCUGGCAACAUUUUCGUGACGGACCUCCUCGAGGCUGGUCUCCUGCACAAGGUCCACAAGAUUCGAAUCUCCAUCUAUGGCAGCCUGGCACUCACCGGCGAAGGCCACAUGACACCAUCGGCCUUGGUCCUGGGCCUCGAAAGUGCCGAUGUGGAAUCCGUCGACACGGCCUACGUGCCUGCUCGAUUCGCCGAGAUCAAGGCCACCAAAAAGCUGUUCCUGGGCCAAGGUCUUGCUGGCGGCAAGGGCAAGGAGAUUGAUUUUGAUUACGAGACCGAAUUCGUCUGGGAAUGGGGUCGAAAGCUGCCAAUGCACAGCAACGGCAUGCGAUUCAUGGUCUUCGAUGACCAGGGUGACAUGCUAGCGACCAACGACCUCUUCAGCGUUGGCGGUGGCUUCGUCGUCAACGGCGCUCUAUCGACUGCAGCAUCUUACAGAGAACCGUCUAUCUCCAUGGACAAGGACUCUGGGGCUCCAACACCAGGGACUCAUCCGAAGGAUCUGGGUGAAAACCUGUUCUAUAAAGAAAUCAGACGAUCUGAUGCGGCCGGCGAUCGGAGGAGUGGUAUCGAGGUGAAACCAAAAGACGACGCGAAGCUCUUGGAUCCGGGCAAUGUUGAGAGUGAAGCUGUUGUGGUGUCAUCCGCGGGAGACGCGCAACCCGUGACUGAGGUGGAAGACGACACAAGCAACGCCGCCCAGCCCAGCUACCCUUUCCGGGAUGCGACCAGCCUCCUGGCUCUCUGCCACAAGCAUAACCUUACCAUUGCUCAACUGGUCUACGAAAACGAAAAGAGUCACGGUUACACUGAUGAGGAAAUAUACGCCAAGGUGAUGCGUAUCUGGCACGUCAUGGACCACAGCAUCCUCGAAGGCGUGCAGGCCUCCCCUGAGACCACGCUUCCGGGAUCUCUUAACCUGCAUCGACGCGCACCGGCCUUGUACAAGCGACUCACCAGGGGUCUGUACCCGGCUAGCGCAUACAAGAUCGCCCCUGCUGCCGAGUCUCCUGAAAAAAGCCGGCUGACCGGCGCGACGGGCAUGUCCGGGUCCACAAACCUCGCGACAACGGCAGCGACACCGUCCAAAGUUGGCACAAUCGCCAAACGUGGCCCCCCUCGCAUCCACGGCUCUUUCAGCCACCCAGUCAUGCCGUCUCCCCUGCGCCGGACAGAGUUCCCGGCCAUGGACUACCUGGCCGUCUACGCCAUGGCCGUCAACGAGACCAACGCGGCCGGCGGCCGGAUAGUGACGGCCCCGACCAACGGCGCCGCGGGGAUCAUCCCGGCCGUGCUGAAGUACACGGUCGAGUUCAUCAGCGACGACCCGGAGCGCGACAUCAUGACCUUCCUCCUCACCUCCGCCGCCAUCGGCAUGCUCUACAAGCGCGGCGCGACCAUCUCCGCCGCCGAGGGCGGCUGCAUGGCCGAGGUGGGCGUCGCCUGCUCCAUGGCCGCGGGGGCCUUCGCCGCCUGCAUGGGCGCCAGCCCGGAUACCAUCGAGCAGGCCGCCGAGAUCGGCAUCGAGCACAACCUCGGGCUGACGUGCGACCCCAUCGGCGGCCUCGUCCAGGCCCCCUGCAUCGAGCGCAACGCCCUGGGCGCCAUCAAGGCCAUCUCGAGCGCCAACCUCGCGCUGAGCAGCUCCGGCACCGCAAAGGUGCGCCUCGACGACGCCAUCCGCGCCAUGAGGCUCACGGCGCAGGGCAUGCGCAACGAGUUCAAGGAGACUAGCCUUAGUGGCCUUGCUACGAGCGUGCCGUUUAACAUCCCCGUCAGUGUGCCUGACUGUUGA
Diaporthe citri is the source of this 2109-nucleotide messenger RNA. RefSeq lists its product as uncharacterized. The transcript has 3 exons. Gene Ontology annotation, biological process: gluconeogenesis. The record is from RefSeq and is a predicted model, not a curated record. Lineage: Eukaryota; Fungi; Ascomycota; Sordariomycetes; Diaporthales; Diaporthaceae. Bases 1 to 2109 code for a protein of 702 amino acids. Gene Ontology annotation, molecular function: 4 iron, 4 sulfur cluster binding; L-serine ammonia-lyase activity.